This is a messenger RNA of Dendronephthya gigantea, 1189 nucleotides long. RefSeq names its product neuroguidin-A-like. Lineage: Eukaryota; Metazoa; Cnidaria; Anthozoa; Malacalcyonacea; Nephtheidae. Gene Ontology annotation, cellular component: small-subunit processome; nucleolus. Bases 35 to 1045 code for a protein of 336 amino acids. Gene Ontology annotation, biological process: maturation of SSU-rRNA from tricistronic rRNA transcript (SSU-rRNA, 5.8S rRNA, LSU-rRNA). The transcript is spliced from 17 exons. The record is from RefSeq and is a predicted model, not a curated record.
AGUGAGAUCUCACUGGACUAAAUCACUUUACAAAAUGGCGGAUGAGGGUGCAAGUCUGAAUUUAACUGCUGCUAGUCAGGAUUUCGAUGCCAGUGAGAAGGAAGAUGAGUUUAUCGCUAAAGAUGUUCCUGAACUUGUAGCUUUGCUAUCGGACCUUAAUGACAAGCUCUCAGAUGCAAACAAAAGAACCACGUCACUUAUUGAGAAAGUAGACACCAACACAUUAUCUACUGAAAAGGGAGUUAGUUUUCUGGAAAUGAAAUUUCAUUUAUUGUUAAGUUACUUGAUAAAUUUAGUGCACUACAUGCUAUUAAAAGCUCAUGGUAAAUCCAUUGAAGGCAGUCCUACUGUUGAUCGAUUGGUGGAGCUACGUACAGUUAUGGAGAAAAUUCGCCCAAUUGAUCAGAAAUUAAAAUAUCAGAUUGAUAAACUGAUUAAAAUUGCAACUACAGGACUUGCAGGACAAGAAAAUGAUCCUUUAAGAUUCAAACCAAGACCAGAAAACCUUGUUAGCAAGCUUGAGGAGACAGAGGAAAUGGACGAGGGUGAAGCAAAGAAACCAGGAAUUUAUGUUCCUCCUAAAGUUGCUGCUAUGCAUUAUGAUGAUGAUAAAAUGUCAAGAUGCAGAAAAUCAGAAGAGACAGCCAGGAAGAAAGCUUUGAGCAGUUCACUUCUAAAAGAACUUAGAGACGAAUACUCUGAGGCUCCUGAAGAGUUGAAGGAAGGAGAAGUGUUUGAUAAAAGAAAUGAGAAAGAGAUUGAUGAGGACAAGCAUCAGCAAAGAUACGAAGAAGAGAACUUGGUCAGAUUAAUGUCAAGAAAAAGUGGAAAGAAUAUGAGGAGACAAACUCAGUCACUGGAUGACUUAACCAAGUUCACAGAUCUGAGUGUUUUGACAAAGAAUAUUGUGGGUGAUGAGUCAGAGGACAGUGAAGAUGGUGGAACACCAAGGAACACCUCCAAAAAGAAGAGAAAGUCAAGAUCAUUUGGCAAGUCAAACAGCAACAAGAAACACAAGAAAGGUUCAUUCAAGCGAAGGCAAUGAGCUUUCUGAUGGUGUUCAAGGUGGUCAACUCAGUGCCAUUCCUCCACCAGAAAAUUCCAGUCUCUAUACAACGAAAGAUCAUCAAAUUGGAACAAGUGAAUUGAAACAAACAAUAUUUAAUAUCAGCCUGUUUUUACCUCUUUA